AUGAUUUAUUUAAGCAGCUCCAAUGAGCGUCCUGAUUCUCUAAGAUCGAUUCGAGAUCCAGAGGCCCACUCUUCUUUGAUGGAUCAAAUCCAAGAGAGGCAGUUUGAGGAUGAGAAGUUGUGCCUCAUUCGAGACAAGGUGAUGAGAGGUGAAGCUAGGGAAGCAGUACUUGAUUCUGAGGGUGUUUUGAGGAUUGGGAUUCACAUUUGUGUGCCCAAGGUUGGUGAUUUGGUCAGAUUGAUACUUGAGGAGGCCCACUACACUCGAUAUUCUAUUUAUCCAAGGAAAGCAAAGAUGUACAAUGACUUGAGUCAAUAUUAUUGGUGGUUUGGUAUGAAGAAAGACAUCAUCGAGUUUGUGUCUAAGUGUUUGACAUGCCAGCAGAUUAAGUGUGAGCACUAG
This is a messenger RNA of Solanum dulcamara, 402 nucleotides long. RefSeq lists its product as uncharacterized. The transcript is spliced from 2 exons. Lineage: Eukaryota; Viridiplantae; Streptophyta; Magnoliopsida; Solanales; Solanaceae. The record is from RefSeq and is a predicted model, not a curated record. Bases 1 to 402 code for a protein of 133 amino acids.